Lates calcarifer (barramundi perch) is the source of this 1560-nucleotide messenger RNA. Its product is annotated as very-long-chain (3R)-3-hydroxyacyl-CoA dehydratase 2. Gene Ontology annotation, cellular component: endoplasmic reticulum membrane. Lineage: Eukaryota; Metazoa; Chordata; Actinopteri; Centropomidae. Gene Ontology annotation, biological process: fatty acid elongation; sphingolipid biosynthetic process; very long-chain fatty acid biosynthetic process. Gene Ontology annotation, molecular function: 3-hydroxyacyl-CoA dehydratase activity. The record is from RefSeq and is a predicted model, not a curated record.
GUGAUAUUUGAGUGAAUGUGUCUGAAAGCUAAAGCGGAAUUACGGAAGAGUGAUCCAUCUCGCUUCAGGGCGACACUUCCGGGUGUGCUCUCCCGUUUAUUUCCUGACUCGGUGAACCUGACAGCCGCCGUUGUCCACGACCAAAGACCGCUGAGGGUUGCAGUCAUGUCGGCAGCUGCUCCGGGGACCAGCAAGGCAGCUCACAGCGAUGUGGCCCCGAAGAAGAAGAAAGGACCCGGUGCCCUGGCUACGGCCUACUUGGUCAUUUACAACGUUGUUAUGACAGCGGGGUGGCUGGUGAUAGCUGUGGGUUUGGUCAGAGCUUACCUGGCCAGAGGAAGUUACCAUGGGCUGUACUACUCCAUAGAGAAGCCUCUUAAGUUCUUUCAGACUGGAGCUAUCCUGGAGAUACUGCACUGUGCUGUGGGAAUUGUACCAUCCUCUGUUGUCCUGACCGGAUUCCAGGUCAUGUCCCGGGUCUUCCUCACGUGGGCCGUCACACACAGCGUCAGGGAGGUGCAGAGCGAAGACAGUGUGCUACUAUUUGUCACAGCCUGGACCGUCACAGAGAUCAUCCGCUACUCUUUCUACACCUUCAGCCUCCUCAACCACCUGCCAUACCUCAUCAAAUGGGCAAGGUACACCUUUUUCAUUGUGCUGUACCCCAUGGGAGUGACUGGGGAACUGCUGACUAUCUAUGCAGCCCUGCCAUAUGUGCAGAAGACAGGCCUGUACUCUGUCACUCUCCCCAACAAGUACAACUUCUCUUUUGACUACUACACCUUCCUCAUCUUAAUCAUGAUCUCCUACAUUCCCCUCUUCCCCCAGCUUUACUUCCACAUGAUACGACAGAGAAAGAAGGUGCUGGGCCAUGUAGAGGACUACAGCAAAGUGGAGUGAGCUGAAUAGUAUUCAGACAGAUCUCAUUGAGGGGGAAAAGAAACCAAAACAACCAAGAGAAGAGGAACUAAAUCAUGUCUGCUUAUUGACACACUAAACCAGUUUUCAAACUGCCAGAACUGACCUGGCAGAUGAUCCAUUUAUCAAGCAACAUCAUUUUUUUCCGGCUGUUGUCUGGGUUGUAUAGAUGCUCACAAAUUAUGAAUGAACUGGUGUUAUUUAUUUUUUUUCUUUUUCCAAUGAACAAACUGCAGUUAAUUUUGUAUAGUCAGAGAGCUUGCAGCUACUAAGGAACUGUAUUUUGACUUGGAUACAGUUGAGCUGCUAACUAACCAGUGAGCAGAACUCAUUCACAGCAUUGAACUAAUUCAUGUACGAAUAGAAUCAGUAACCUCCUUUCCAAAAGACACUAUAAAAAAGCCCAAAUAGAUUUCUCACUUCCCUACGUCUCAUCUUUUUUAAUAAGCAGUUUUCCUUUACUACACUGUAGAAAGUAUAAUGUGAAGACUUGUGUUACAACUAGGUUGUCUGUAGGUUUUGCAUCUACAGUGUGUUUGUUGGUGCAAACCGUGGUCCAGAUUUUUUUUUCUUUCAUUCAUUUCAGUCAAAAGCUUGACUACAUUCCUAAUUUAGUCCAAUAAACCUUUUUUUCAUUCUGUG